Messenger RNA from Ochotona curzoniae (black-lipped pika), 1440 nucleotides. It is a transcript of the gene ZMAT1, whose product is annotated as zinc finger matrin-type 1. Bases 34 to 1440 code for a protein of 468 amino acids. The record is from RefSeq and is a predicted model, not a curated record. Gene Ontology annotation, molecular function: zinc ion binding; nucleic acid binding. The transcript has 3 exons. NCBI's taxonomy places the organism in Eukaryota, Metazoa, Chordata, Mammalia, Lagomorpha, Ochotonidae.
UCCCUUGCUGGCAGGCCUCCUCCAGCAUUUAGUAUGAAAGCCUAUGUUUGCCAUAUUUGUGAUAUCAGCUUUAAAUCUUUAGAUAUGUUCCGGUCUCACAUGCAAGGAAGUGAACACCAAGCUAAAGAAUCUCUUUUUAUCAAUUUAGUGAAGAAUUCAACACAGACACAAAACGCUUGCCAAUACAACUAUGCAGAUUACAUCAACAUGCCGAAAUCCAGAGAACUAAAGCCCAUGACUUAUUUUAGAACUAUGGAAGAUGAUUCAUUAAAAUCACAUAGGUACAGAGAAGCUGAUUACAGACCUAGCCAUAGAACGUUUGACCAAAGACUCCCAUCUGAAACUUUCUGGACAUACAGACAACCACAUACUACUUCUCAAAGAGUAGAAAACCAGAUACCUGAUUUUUUAACAGCUCAUUCAAAGAAGAUAAAUGAUCCUUUCCAAGAUGAACUUGAAGAAUACAUCAAAGUUCAGAAGUCCAGAGGACUAGAUCCAAAUACUUGUUUUAGAAAAAUGGGAGAGAGCUCUACCGAGACUCAUGGGUAUAGAGAAAUGGUUGAUUAUGGACCAAGACAUAGAACAUGUGAGCAAGAAUUUUCAUUUGAGACUUCCCAGACUUACCAACAUCCAUACAAUAUUUCACCAAUGAAAAGGCAAUUAUCUCCCUGGUUCCCAGCUCAUUCAGAGAGGAAAUGUGAGUCUUUCCAAAAUGAGUUAGACUAUACUCAGCAGCAUAAAUCAAGAGCACUGGAGCCAAAAUUGUGUUUCAGAGAGACAGAUGAUUGCUCUGUGGAAACUCAUAGGCACAGAGAAAUCAUUGAUACCAAACCUAGACAUGGAAAUUUUGAGCAAAGACUCCCGUUUGAGAUUUUCCAGAACCACCAAGGGCCAUACCAUAUUUCACAUGCAGUGGAAAACAAGUUACCUCGUUGCUUACCAGUUGAUGACAACAAACAGGGCUUAGAUUGGAUGAGCUAUCAGCACCCUAGAGAUUAUUUUCCAGAAAAACCAGUGCUCUUGAGCCUCAAUCAGCAAGACAAUAACUCUGGUUCAAACAGUGCAGAAUCUGAAGUUUAUAAACACCUCUCAUCAGCAAAAUACAGCAGUGGGCACAAAGGAUAUCAUAAACGGAGGCAUGGGAAGAGGAGACGACAUCUGGAUGAAGACAAAGAAAAGCCAGAAAAGGGACAGUCAAAGCAUAAGAGGAGAAAGAGCUGUGAGGAUACAGAUUUAGACAAAGACAAGAGCAUUCAUCACAGAGAUAGAAAGGAAUAUAAAGUCAGGGCCAGUUCAGGAAAGCUUAAGCAUCAGAAAAAGAGAAAAAGACAUGGUGGAACUGAUGAGAAAGGACGCAAGCACAAGAAGGAGAGAAAGAAGCCUGUUGAAGAAAGGACAGAAGAAGAGAUUCUUUGGGAUGAAUCAAUUCUUGGAUUUUGA